This is a messenger RNA of Rhopilema esculentum, 647 nucleotides long. Lineage: Eukaryota; Metazoa; Cnidaria; Scyphozoa; Rhizostomeae; Rhizostomatidae. The record is from RefSeq and is a predicted model, not a curated record.
AGAAAAGACUUACUUUGAUUUACCGGCUCACUUCUCUAUAUAACCAUUCUCGGUAACUGAAAAAAAUCAGUUGGAAUCAGUCUUUACAUGAUACAUUAAAGAUGAAGCGAUCUUCCGACAGAUGAAGUUCCAGUGGGGGUAUGGUUGAUGGAGAAAAAUUGAAGACAGAGCAACCCGAGACUACUGUGAAAGAGCAACAUGUUGAUGUUGAAGGCCAAGAGAAAAGAUGGUUGGCAUUUGAAUCAAAUGGAACAUUGUGGAUAAGCAUGGAACAAGUGAAGGCCGAGUUCACAAAAAAUCCACAAAGCUUGACUCUCCGCAGCAGAAUGCACAGAUUGAAGAUAAAUUGCAAGAAACCUGAGGGGAUCCUGCGCUUGAAGCUCGAAGAGAAAUUUGGACCACAUAAAGGUGGGCAUUACGUCAUCCCAUUAGACAGUCUUCACUUGCUGCUACAGAAGCAGAGUGUGCUUCAACUACCACAAGCAGCAGUCGCCAAUGUGGAGGCGGGUACAAGUUACGAAGCAGCUUCAAGCAUGCAGGAUGGAGUGUCUUCAUUUGAAGUGUUCUUCGAGAAGCUCCGGGAAUUCUACACGGAUGAAAUAAACCCGUUAAGACCAUCAAAUGGUAUGACAGCAGGGACAAUCUAA